Chrysoperla carnea is the source of this 1132-nucleotide messenger RNA. Its product is annotated as SOX domain-containing protein dichaete-like. The record is from RefSeq and is a predicted model, not a curated record. The transcript has a single exon. Gene Ontology annotation, biological process: cell differentiation; anatomical structure morphogenesis; regulation of DNA-templated transcription. The coding region runs from base 173 to 1012 and encodes 279 amino acids. Lineage: Eukaryota; Metazoa; Arthropoda; Insecta; Neuroptera; Chrysopidae. Gene Ontology annotation, molecular function: RNA polymerase II cis-regulatory region sequence-specific DNA binding; DNA-binding transcription factor activity, RNA polymerase II-specific.
GCUUCGUUCAAACAGUGAACAUCGAUCGUAAAAACUAAUCAACAAAAACUGUUUUUUUUUAUUAAAAAAGUUAUUUAUUUAUUUAUUUUUAUAAAUAAGUUAUAUAAAUUAGUGUUUGUGUUUUUUGUUUAUUUAUUGUGACGUAAUUUGGGGAAAAUUUGAAGAAAACAAUAUGUCAACAUUACCGUAUCACAGUUAUCCAUCCAUGAUGGAAAUGCAACACCAUGUGGCUGCAGCUGCUGCAUCCGUAGCCGCCGCAUCUAAUGAUUUUCAUCAUCAUCAUCAUUCAAAUAGCCAUCUUCAGAGUACAACACCCGAGGGUCAUAUUAAACGUCCAAUGAAUGCAUUUAUGGUAUGGUCACGUAUACAACGACGGAAGAUUGCAUUAGAUAAUCCAAAAAUGCACAAUUCUGAAAUAUCAAAACGUUUGGGUGCCGAAUGGAAAUUAUUAACGGAAAGUGAGAAACGUCCAUUUAUUGAUGAAGCAAAACGAUUACGUACAAUGCAUAUGAAAGAACAUCCCGAUUAUAAAUAUCGUCCACGACGUAAACCUAAAGGUCCGUUACAAUCACCAAAUGGUAAUAUUACAUCGUCACCGACAUCAUCAAUGAAACAACCACAAUUUCCAAGUUUUCCAUUACCACCAUAUUUUGCACCAACAGCACCAUUAGAUCCACUUGGUGCUGCUUCUUCAUAUCCAUCCGCAUAUUUUAGUCCUGCUUUUGCAGCGGAUUUAAGUCGUAUGGUUAAUGUGGGUAAUGAAGCACCAAAAACAUCAAAUGCCGCCGUUGUCAGUUCAUUCUAUUCAUCGUUAUAUUCAAGUGCAGCCGUAAAAAAUUAUCCAACUUCACAUCAUAUUAGUGCACCGUUAUUCCCUACACCACCACCAAUUAUGUUUAAUUCGAGUGCGUCCAGUCCUGGUUCCAGUCCUGGUACAUCAAUUGGUAGUACAUCAACGACUGACAGUCCAAAUGAUUUACAAAUUCGAAGACCUGUUCCUGUUAUUUAUUAGUAGUGCAAAAUUUCAAAAAAUUUGAGUACUCUCUUUUUUUUGUUGAUUUUAAGUUUUUAUCAUAUGCAAACUGUGAUUUAUUUUUUUUUGGAAAAAAAGACAUUGUUUUAUAAUUAUAAU